Messenger RNA from Pseudophryne corroboree (corroboree frog), 1835 nucleotides. RefSeq names its product centrosomal protein 57 like 1 (gene CEP57L1). The transcript has 11 exons. The coding region runs from base 199 to 1707 and encodes 502 amino acids. Gene Ontology annotation, molecular function: microtubule binding; gamma-tubulin binding; identical protein binding. NCBI's taxonomy places the organism in Eukaryota, Metazoa, Chordata, Amphibia, Anura, Myobatrachidae. Gene Ontology annotation, cellular component: centrosome. The record is from RefSeq and is a predicted model, not a curated record.
CGCGCCUUUGCUUUUAUACCCUCCGUUGCGCUGUGGUCACCUGCCUGGCACCGCCCGGCGCCGUGACGGGCUCAAUACAUCGCGAUGCACUGACGUUUCCAUGUAAGACGUCAGCUGAGUGCGUCUCUCGCCCGCGUCCCAAGGAUCGACGUUGGGGGAUCCCUGAGUUCGUGUGAUCUGUGUUUGCAGCGUUCUGACAUGGACUCUGCAGUGAGGGACAGUUACCUGGCCAGCUUGUGUCCCCCACCUUAUACCGCUUCCAUAGCUGACCCAGUAGAGGCCAAGAGUUUGUCUUCAAGAAAAUCGUCUUCAUCUUCGAAAGACCAAAAUCCUCAUUGCUAUGAUGUUCUGCAGGCUCCGAAUAGCAAAGCUCUCGUCUCUGCUCUGAAGACUUUACAAGAGAAGAUUUCCCGGAUACAACUUGAGAAGUCUAAAGCUCAAAACCGCAUAACAAGCUUGUCCAUGGAGACUGCGGAACACAAGAUGGAGAAGAGUGACGAUGUGAGACAGAAGACUGAUGUCAUUACCCAGCUGAAUGCUGCGCAGCAGCGCUGCUCACUUCUCGAGAAGCAGCUGAGCUACAUGAGGCAUAUGGUCCAGACUGCAGAAAUGGAAAAGAAAACUGUGCAUGAACAACAGACGCUGCUCCAGCAAGAAAAUAUACAGGACAAGUUAGAAAAGCUUUCUUUGCUGGAGAAGGAAUGCCUGAGACUCACUGCUACGCAACAGAUUGCAGAGAGCAAAAUUGAUCAACUGGAAGAAAAGUUGUAUGCAGAGGAACAACAACGAAAAUUAAUGCAAGAGAAGGCAAUCCAGCUUGAAACUGGGCUUGAAGUGAAUAGAAUAUUUUUAUCGGCAUCUGCACAAAAUGCUUCUCAAAAGAAGGUAAAGAAAAAGAAGCAAUUGCAGUCCCUUUCAGCGACUCUGACUUUGUGCGCUCGCCCUUCCUUGGGUACAGGCUCGUUGAGUGCUUCUCCUCCCUGUGACUCUCCUACUCUUUCCUGUCAAGAUACACAGAAGCCUGCCAUAAAUAAAGGUAUACCUAAACACGGGAUUCCUCUGAAGGCAGGAGAUCUACCUUUUGUAGCAGGCAAAUCUACCAGUUCAAGCCAUUCUCUGAGUGCAACUAUUCAAAAUGUUCUGCACAUGAUGAAGCAUCAGAGCCAGACCCCACGGGGCACUCUGCAACGCUCAAGAUCUGCAGGACACAAGCCUAUUAGGCCUUCAGGUGCCAACAGGACUUCAGCCACCUGUUCAGUGCCCUCUACUGGUGAUAGUCUGAGUGAUCUACUGUUGGCUUUGCAAGGCGAGCUGGAGCAAAUGAGUUUUGAACAUGAAGAUCUACUGAAGCAAAUAAAUGAAACAAAAGACAGUGAUAUGCGGGAAGAUUUAGAGCGUGAGAUGGAUUGUCUUGUCAGACAUAUGGAAACAAAAAGUGAUCAGAUACAGAAGUUAAAGAGACAUCAAGCAAAUGUUUUUCGGCUGAAGAAAGCAGCUCAGUCAAUGAAGAAACUCUCCUCUAGUGCUAGAUUAGCAGUUGCAGGAGAGGGUAGUAAAGUAGAUGUUCUCGCCACUCCAAAGAGGAAACCAGAAACGUUGCCAAGAGGAGCUCAGACGCCCAAUAGCAAGACUUCCCUGCAGCUGUUGAAAAAUGUACAAAAGAUUCAGACUACUCUUAAGAAAGAUGACAUCAUGUGGGAGAAAUGACUUUUUUAUUCUUGUGUUGAUGAUACUUUUGUGUGUGUGUGUUUUGUAAUGCUUCUAUUUAUGCACAGUGACCUUGAAUGUCUAUAUAAUUUAAAUAUUUUAAAUAAAGAUUUGUAGUUUUAUGUAAA